This is a messenger RNA of Lingula anatina, 1758 nucleotides long. RefSeq lists its product as uncharacterized. The record is from RefSeq and is a predicted model, not a curated record. Gene Ontology annotation, molecular function: heme binding; monooxygenase activity; oxidoreductase activity, acting on paired donors, with incorporation or reduction of molecular oxygen. Gene Ontology annotation, biological process: sterol metabolic process. NCBI's taxonomy places the organism in Eukaryota, Metazoa, Brachiopoda, Lingulata, Lingulida, Lingulidae.
GUCAAGGUCACGUAUGAAGGGAACGGAAGAUUUGACACAGAUAAGGAGCGCGAACUGCUGUUUGUCAAUACCCUUUCCACAAAUGUAAACUGAGUACAAAAAUUUUAAUGCUGCUGAGUAUCACAACAGAACAUGUGUCAAAUCAACAGGGUUUGGAAGUGCUGACAUAUGCUCUGCAAUGACGGAAGUCGCCUGUACCCAACACCUCACUUGACAUUUGAUUUGACAGGGAAACCGGAAGACAUACAGCUGAUGCAAGAAAGAAAUGACCAGCAAGUUGCUGCACAUUCCUGGCAGUGCAGGCUUGCCUGUGGUUGGGGACAAGUCUUAUGAAUACUACAAAGAUGCUGUGCAGUUUGUUCUGAAAAGAAUUGACCAGCAUCACUCCCGUAUAUUUAUCUCAAGAUUACUAAAUACACCUACAGUGUUUGUUGCAGAUCAUUCUAUGGUGAAUGAACUGCUAAAAGAUCAUGGAGAACAUUUAGAAUUUGGUUACAAAGUAUUUAUGCACAAUGUUCUAGGGGAUAACAUCUUAUUUGCCAAUGGAGAAGAAGCUGAUAACAUUCGGAAAAUUUUUCAUAGGUUGCUUGAUGAAACAACAGUAGGCCAUUUUCAAGAUAUAGUUGAAAGGUUAGUAGAAAAGCACUUACAAGGUGUAGAAACAAGGGAGACAAUAUGUGCUUACACAAUGGUGAAAAAGCUUGCAACAGAAAUAUGUUUGACACUUUUUCUUGGUGUUGAUUUUGAAGAAAGCAAAGAACUUGCAAGUAGAAUAUGUGAAUUGACGACAACACAUUGGCAUGGCAUAAUAUCAGUACCUGUGAACUUCAGAGUUCCAUUUGGCACCUCAUCAACAUAUUCCAAGGCACUUGAGGCAAAGAAACUAUUAUUGGAAAUAAUCCAGACAAAACUUCAUGCAGAAGACACAGAUGCUACAUUUCCUCUUCAAGUCAGAGAAGCAGGUUUCAAAACUCCUAUCCUCGCAGCCAAUCACUUACUGCUUCUCACUUCAGCCUUGGUGCCAAAAGCUCUCGCCUCUCUUGUCACUUCCUUUGUCCUUGUCACAUCCCAGUGGAUGUCAAAAUACGAGAUUGAAGACAUGUUGGAUAAUCAAAAGCAUUUUGAUGCUGUGUUAUUAGAAGUGCAACGAUUGUGGCCACCUUUUGCUGGAGGAAGGAGAGUUGUUAAAAAGGACCUAGUUUUAUCUGCUGGUUAUCGUAUUCCUCAUGGUCAUGCUGUCCUGUACUGUACCCAUGCCUCACACAGGGACCCCAAAGUCUUCCCAGACCCUGAUAACUUUAGGCCAGACAGGUGGAGCAACAGCUCUCUGUCCAAGGAUUCACUUUUUUGUUUUGGUGGUGGGGCAAGGGAUUGUGUGGGACAACAUAUUAUGUGGAACAUGCUGAGAACCAUCUGUACCUCCCUCAUUUCUCAGUUUACCUGGGAGUUAGAAGAAGGGCAGUGCCUGGAAUACAAAUGGCUGCCAGUGUCACGACCUAAGGAUAAGGUUAAAGCAAAGUUCACAAGAAAAUAGAUGGAACAGUUGAAGAAUAAGUACUCGGUUGUGCAAAUCCAGGUUAUUUAUGUAAGCAGUCCAAUUAUGCAUAUAAAUGAACAACUUGUUAUUUUUGGAACAAUAUUUUUUCAAAAACAUGACGUAACAAGUGACAUGUAUGUAUCUUCAUCUUAGACCCCAUUCCCAGAGAUUAGAUCGAUCCAACUAGAUCGACCUAACUCCCUGGGGGUUCACGCUAAAUA